This is a messenger RNA of Scaptodrosophila lebanonensis, 2686 nucleotides long. RefSeq lists its product as uncharacterized. NCBI's taxonomy places the organism in Eukaryota, Metazoa, Arthropoda, Insecta, Diptera, Drosophilidae. The transcript has 2 exons. The record is from RefSeq and is a predicted model, not a curated record. The coding region runs from base 63 to 2531 and encodes 822 amino acids.
AAUUGUGCACGCAUAUUAAAUAAGUUAAAUUGUAUUAAAGUUUUUUUUUUUUAAACUGUGCAAUGCCAGCUCGCAAGCGGAAAGCAGGGAAUGCUGCAGAACCAGUGGGAAAUGUUCCAGAUAAUUUUGAGGUUGAAGUUGGCUCCGAUGACACAGAUGAAGAGCUUAUGAAUUUUUUGUUUAAUGGCUCAUUUCUUGAUUCAAAGAAGAACCCUACUGGAGAAGGCCAAUCUAAAGAGAAUGGCAAUCUGGACAUCGAGCCUGAAGAAGUUAUACCAAAUAAAUUUUUGAUUGGCGGUGUAGUAGUUAAUUUUGGUUCAAAAGACGAUGAGCCAGAUUCAAAGGACACAGUUAGAGUAAUUGAGUUGCCAUCGAAGACAAAAUCCAAAAAAUCGAGAAAAAGAUCUUCCAAUAAGCGACGCAAAGAAAAACAUGCCUCUAAGAUAGAUGAUUUAUUUGAAACACCAGAACUAAAAUUGCCACCUGAGCAUCAAUGGCUAAUGGAUAAAAAUUUCAGACCUAUAUCGCCUCUGCCUGAUAAUGUUGCGUUGGAUCUUCCUUCUUCUGAAGAAAUAUGGAAGAAUUACGAGGCACUGCAACGAGGCGCAAAAGACGAUGAAAUCAUGUGGCCCAUCAGCUUAAUUCAGAAGAACCGGGAUGACAAUGUCCAGAACGAAAACAAUGCCAUUGAACCCCAAAUGGUUGAGGAACAGGUCAACGAGUCUGAAACAGAAGACAUGGAGAUUGAGACACUUAAUGAGAUCGAGAAUUUAUCUAUGAAUUGGCCAAUGAAACUUCAGGAGAACUUACAACAAUUUGAGGAAAGCAAUUGCAAUAUAAUAAACACAGGCAGCCUAGAAUUAGGCCUCGAUGAGGAACGUACCAUGGCCGAAUGGAUCAAAUCGGAACUUUUGAAUGAACCAUUGAGUGACAUAGAAGAGUUUGACGUUUUGCUGUCAAUGGCCCGAAACCAAGAACAGAAUGGAGCUGCAUUGUACGAGCUGUUAAGGCCGAAGCUGCAAACAGCAGGACCGUUAAAGGAGGUGCGGAAGUGUCCUCCAAAAGCACUCGUCUCUUUUUUUGAAGAGCAAAGCAAGUCGGCACAACAGAAGCCGCCACUUCAACCGGCGAAUGUAUCAAGCAAACAAAUACCACCUGCAGGUAAUCCUACGAUUGUGCCGGUAAAUGUACAGGGUCCGACUCAGAGGAGUGGGGCAGCCGUCAAAUCAAUAGACAAAACAGUCCUAAACAAUUGGAAGCAAAAUAAAUGUGCGGAAUCUAGUAGUACAGUCGACGGAACCACAGUGGUAAAGGAUUCUCCAAAAGAGCAAACCGCCAUUGCCUUGCCGAAGCUAGUGGAAGUGCAGCAACAUAUUGAGAAACCGGAAGAAGUGCCGUCGCCAUUCCCGACAGAAACAAAGCUCAAUCUUAACUCAGACAACCCAGUGCCCCAAAGUGAGGAAAUAGCCAUCAGUAAUUGGUUGCAACAAUGCGAACAGGCCAUAUCCCAGCAACUCCAGACCCAAUGGCAACAAGUUGUAAAAGCAUCUGACCCUAAAACCUCACCAGAGGAGUCUUCAUCAUCUUCAGCUAUUGACUUUGAGCGCGAGAUCACCACCUUAAACCAGCACAAGCUGCCGGGGACGCAAGAAACGCAAACGGGGACCAUAAACGACGAUAAGUGGCUGGGCAGCUACCAAAACAUGCUUCAUAGCAUGGAUGAUACGAUAGAUAGUAAAGCGCGUGAGUUUCGUGAUCCGCAGCUCAAGCGUCUACGCAGCAAGCAGGUCGUCAAUAUCAAGCGAUCGUUACUCAUGCCGGCACUACCCUUGCACCUGGAGCAGCAGCCAGAGCAAGGGCCGCAGCAGAUAAGGAUUAUGCGGCCCAUACGGCGUAGGUGUGAUCGCGACACUUUGGACAUUGAAAUCAAAUAUGUGCGCAUGUUCUGCACCUUUGAAUUGAAUAGAGAGUUGGAUUUAAAGAUGACUGUCAAGAAGUUGGAUGACGCAGUCUAUAACAGCGACAUAGAUGUGAUCGAGAAACAUUACGGGAGCACACAGAUGGCUUGGAUCUGGCCAAAUGGCAGUGUCAUGAUCAUAAACGGGCGAUCGCAAGCUGCGCUAAGGCAAGCACGCAUUCAAUUGUCGGAUCGACUUGUGGGAGCGGGCCAUUAUGGUGUUAAUUCCAUAAGUAAUCUGCAACAAUAUCGACUCAUGUCAUGGGCCAAUUAUCCAUGGCGCAUUGACGUAUACGGGCUCUGUGAAGCCUAUGCGUUGACCACGGAACCCCGGUGUGGGAGCAGCCGCUUUAUGUAUUUUGUGGACAAGAGUUUCCCGGCCGUAGCUGCGAGGGUUUACGAGACGGGCAUGGUGCAUGUAUUUGCUAUGACCAUAGUCCUCGCGGAUGAGAUGUUGGCCAAGCUCUAUUUGAUUACGGCCAAUUUUCGCGCGCCUGACAAGAAAAAGAAGCCAAAUCAGCCUGGUCCUGAUGAAAUCCAAGAAGAUGACGCACUCGAGCAGUGCACUGUCUAACAGCGUUAAAUUUUUGAUCUCAUUCAUUUAAAAUUACACUCAGUUACAACAACAACUGUUGCGUGUGACAAGUCAUGGUUAGUGGUGCAACAAUGCUAGUGAUGAACCGGUACAACACAUCUGCAUUCUAUAAUAAAUCGAUAGGUUAGAAACAA